AUGGCGCCGCACGCAGCCGUCCUCCUCUCUCUACUGGCGCUCGCCCUCGCGGCGCCGCUGGGCGUGCGCGCGGCGGACACGCACCUCCACUUCUUCCUCCACGACCAAGUCUCCGGCAGCAACCCGACGGCGGUGCAGAUCAUCAAGGGCCCCGGCUCCGCCUCCAGCGCCUUGGGGGGCAUGGCCUUCGGCGACACGACCGUCAUCGACGACGCGCUGACGGAGACCCCGUCGGCGACGUCCGCGGCCGUGGGGCGCGCGCAGGGCUACUACAUGAUGUCGUCGCAGUCGGGCGCGGUGCUGAUGGUGUGCGUCAACCUGCUGCUCACCGCGGGGGACUACAACGGCAGCACGCUCGCCGUCAUCGGCCGCGACGACGUCACGGCCACCACGCGGGAGCUCUCCGUGGUGGGCGGCACCGGCAAGUUCCGGAUGGCCACCGGCUACGUGAUGUGGAGGACCAACAGCUCCAGCGGCCCCGACGUCACCGUCGAGCUCGACGUCUACGUCGCCGCGCUCAACGGCUCGAGCACCAUCCCCGCCGACGCGCCCGUCUCCCCCAUCGACGGCGGCAGCGGCGGCGGGACGGGCGGCGGAUCCAGCGGGAAGUCGUCUUCCGGCGCGGCCGCGCUGCUGCCGUACGGGUGGGCCAACGCGGUGGUGGCCGCCGUCCUUGUAGCUCUGGCCGGUUUCGUUUGGUGAGCAGAGCUCGAUCCACCAUGGGUGAGAGUCAGUGAGUGGGGUCCACUAUCGAUACAAACAUGAGAUAGAUCUAGAAGGAGAUGCGUUGCGUGCAUUAUUGGAGUGAGACGAGACAUCGGUCGGUGUAGUGCUGCGUGUUUGGUGGUGGCGGCAGAUGGAUGCCUUUUCUUGCCGUUGCUUUUGCUGAUGUGCACAUGACAUUCGUGAGAGGUUACUUUCUUCUAUAUUCGUGUGAUAGAAUUCAACUAGAAGAACCGAUUCCAUCUUUUCUUGGUUGUCAA
Molecule: messenger RNA, 983 nt
Organism: Lolium rigidum
Lineage: Eukaryota; Viridiplantae; Streptophyta; Magnoliopsida; Poales; Poaceae
Product: dirigent protein 1-like
Exons: 1
Coding region: 1-702 (233 amino acids)
Source: RefSeq, a predicted model, not a curated record